Molecule: messenger RNA, 353 nt
Organism: Ananas comosus (pineapple)
Lineage: Eukaryota; Viridiplantae; Streptophyta; Magnoliopsida; Poales; Bromeliaceae
Product: mitotic-spindle organizing protein 1A-like
Exons: 1
Coding region: 45-338 (97 amino acids)
Biological process (GO): mitotic spindle assembly; gamma-tubulin complex localization; microtubule nucleation by interphase microtubule organizing center
Cellular component (GO): spindle; centrosome; interphase microtubule organizing center
Source: RefSeq, a predicted model, not a curated record
UAUAAUCCGAUUAAAAAAAAAAAAAAUCUAAUAUCAGGGCAAGGAUGGCGGCGGAAGGGGCGGCGGCGGCGAGGAACGCGAAGGAGUCGCUGGAGCUUGCGUUCCAAAUGUCCGAAAUAUUAGGGGCGGGGCUCGAUCGCCACACCCUCUCUCUCCUCGUCGCCCUCUGCGACCGCGGCCUCAACCCCGAAGCCCUCGCCGCUCUCGUCCGCGAGCUCUCCCCUCCUCCCUCCUCCUCUGCCUCCGCUUCCGCCGCCGCUUCCGAAAAAUCAGCCCUAAGGUCGGAUCCAUCUCCUCUUCUACUCUCUAUUCUCUAUGUAAGAGAUUUAAGAUUUUAGGCCUUCUUUGCCAUC